Messenger RNA from Drosophila arizonae, 480 nucleotides. RefSeq lists its product as uncharacterized. The record is from RefSeq and is a predicted model, not a curated record. NCBI's taxonomy places the organism in Eukaryota, Metazoa, Arthropoda, Insecta, Diptera, Drosophilidae.
GAGGCAAUAUGAGGCAAAUGCUAAGCGCAAAACGUACUGAGCUUUUCAUUGGGCUGCUUGCCAUGGGCGUGGCAAUGCUGACUACCAGUCUUUCGGAAGGCUAUAACGAACAGAUAUUUAAGUAUCUUAUGAUAAUAGCGCGUUUGCAAUUUGUGGCGACAUGCGUGCUGCUCUUUGGCAUUCUAAAGGCCCACCAGCAGCAUAAGGAUAAGUGUAUGCUCUUCUGGCUGUUGACAACGCCUUGUCUUUUCUUCGGACUGAUCUUCUAUGGGAUGAGCCGUUGGUACUAUAGGCGCAUUCUCAGCUCCGUGAUCACAGUCUCCAUUUACUGGUUAGCGGCGAUGGCUGUUCUCUAUAUGCUGAUCAUCAUGUACAAUCACUACGUAGCGUUGACUUUGGGUACCAUUGAGGACGUUGCAGCACCUCCGGAAACUGAACCCACCAAAGAGCAAUUGGCCAAAUUGAAUGGUCAAGUUUAAG